CAUUAGGCCACAGGGGCUUUGGAUCUCGAGUCAAUUUUGUCUUUUAAGAAUCCUCAACUACACAUAUAUAGUUAAAUCAAAAAAUACAGACCAUGAAUUCCAUAUUCCAAACUGUGGCACAGAAAAGUCUUAAUCUAUCAUUCAUUUAUGGCGACUGCUGAUAUUACGUGCAUUAAAAAAUCAAGUCCCUCAUCAAUUUAUUGCUGUGUCCAUCGGCUGUGAGAUCUCGUCCUAGUCAACAUGAACAGCUGUCACGGAGUGAUUUCCAUUCAUUCUGUCGAUCAUUACUUUUAAGUCUCAUUUUUCAUCACCACGUUCUAUUGAUUCUCCGCUGAAAGAAACAUGAUUUCAACGAGAUACGCCUCAUUCAUAUCUGGAAUAGUUAUUGCAUCGUUGACAUGGGCAUUCAGUUUAUAUUUAUAUUCGAAACUCUCACAGAAUCCCAACAAUGUCAAUCCAACAAUGCUCAUAUCAUACUUAAAUCCCCAGGAGGACUCAUUGCUCAGUGAAAGAAUGCUCUUGAAUAAUGCAUUUGAUGGAGGAAAGAAAAACAGUGAUAAACUGAUUAAACAGUUGCAGCCAGUGCCUGUAAGACCUGUAAAAACUCUGGGCGAUGGUCUAGAUGAACUUGGGCUAGUGCACACCCCAGAAGAAGCCCGAAAGCGUGAUGAGGGCUACCAGAAGUUCGCGUUCAACGUCCUGGUCUCGGACGCCCUAGGCCCCCACCGAGAGUACGCCAUCCCCGAUACUCGAAACAAGCUCUGCUCUUCCCAAAAAUAUCCCUCCAACCUGCCAACUGCCAGCAUAAUCAUCUGCUUCUACAACGAGCACUUCAUGACACUCCUGCGCUCCCUCCACUCUAUCAUUUCGAGAACCCCAAAGUCUCUUCUCCACGAGAUAAUCCUCGUGAAUGACUUCAGCGACAGCGAUCAACUCCACGAUGACGUACAGAACUAUGUUGACAGCAACCUGAAACAGGUAAAGUACUUCAAGACAGAUAAACGAGAGGGUCUCAUUCGUGCCAGAAUGUUAGGCGCCAGCAAAGCCACUGGAGACGUCCUGGUCUUCCUGGACUCGCAUAUUGAGGUCAAUAUCAUGUGGAUCGAACCUCUGCUCUCCAGAAUUUCAGUUUCAAGGACAAUCGUUCCUAUGCCUGUCAUCGAUAUAAUUAAUUCUGACACGUUCCAGUACUCGGCGAGUCCUCUUGUUCGCGGUGGAUUCAACUGGGGGCUCAAUUUCAAAUGGGAAAAUUUGCCAGUGAAUACUCUUGUCACUGAUGAUGAUUUUGUGAAGCCCAUCAGAUCCCCGACGAUGGCUGGGGGUCUCUUCGCCAUCGACAGGAAGUAUUUCCAUGAAAUGGGAGAGUAUGACUCUGGAAUGGAUGUAUGGGGUGGGGAAAAUCUGGAGAUCUCUUUUAGGGUCUGGAUGUGCGGGGGCAGCAUCGAGCUCAUUCCUUGCUCCAGGGUGGGACAUGUCUUCAGGAAGAGGAGACCUUAUGGCAAUGAUCGCGUUCAAAAUACUAUGUUGAAGAAUUCUUUGAGGGUUGCUCAUGUGUGGAUGGACAAGUAUAAACAAUAUUACUUGAGGGGAGUGGAUCAAGUGGACUUUGGGGAUGUCUCGGAGAGGAUCAGGCUUAGGGACAGACUCAAGUGCAAGGACUUUGCCUGGUAUCUGGAUAAUGUUUAUCCAGAGUUGGCUCUGCCUGAUGACAAUGAGGCGAACUUGAAGAAAAAAUGGGCCAAGAUUCCUCAGGAGCCAGGGCAGCCCUGGCACUCUAGGAAGCGGAAUUACACCGAUCAAUUUCUGAUUCGUCUAUCGAACUCGGCGCUCUGCGUGCAAAGCGAAAAGGAUAUAAAAACGAAGGGAUCUAGAUUAAUACUGGCGCCCUGUCUGCGGAUCAAAUCGCAAAUGUGGUAUGAGACAGACAAGAAUGAGUUGGUUCUUGGGCAGAUGUUGUGCCUAGAUGGUAGUGGGAAGCAGCCAAAAUUGGGAAAAUGUCAUGAGAUGGGUGGGGACCAAGAGUGGAGGCACAAGGGGACCAGUAAUAUGCCCAUUUAUAAUCUUGCUGCUGGGACAUGCCUCGCUUUCGAGAAGGGGCAUAAAUCUUACGUUGUCAUGGAUCUUUGCACUAAGGACGACAGGUCGACUAUCUCCUGGGACCUCGUCAAGUCCAAGAUUCCUGCUAAGGAGAUAAGAUGACCUAAAUUGAAGGGCGGGAGAGGCAGGGGGAAGGUAAGACAGAAACACAUGGAGAAUUGGAUUUGAUUCGGUUGACGAAAUUCGGAUUAUUGCUUGGAAAGUGGAAGAUUUCUUUGCAGGGCAUGUGAGUUACCAUUGUUUUGAUUCAUGUUGAAUGUUUCAAUAAUCUAAAUAAAACA
Messenger RNA from Fopius arisanus, 2378 nucleotides. It is a transcript of the gene Pgant35A, whose product is annotated as polypeptide N-acetylgalactosaminyltransferase 35A. Bases 343 to 2199 code for a protein of 618 amino acids. Gene Ontology annotation, biological process: protein O-linked glycosylation; regulation of Notch signaling pathway. Gene Ontology annotation, cellular component: Golgi apparatus. The record is from RefSeq and is a predicted model, not a curated record. Lineage: Eukaryota; Metazoa; Arthropoda; Insecta; Hymenoptera; Braconidae. Gene Ontology annotation, molecular function: polypeptide N-acetylgalactosaminyltransferase activity; Notch binding. The transcript has 4 exons.